ACUGUUUCCCGGUCACAGGCCGCCUGCGCCUCAGUCUCCUUCUGCUCUUUGUGCUUUUACUGUGAAAGUGUCCUUGUCUUUAUCUGCUUCCGGUGUCUUAUCAGGAGGACACAUGUGGGACUUGUUUACGUCCGUCUCGUGUUUGGACACUGCAUUUUCUGACUUCUAGCAGCGGUGGUUUCACCGACUCGUGCUCAAACUCACAGCCGAUCAUGAGCGCUCCUGUCCGUCCUCGGUUGGCGCUGGUCCUCGGGGUUCUGUGCUGCUUCCCCAGGUCUUGGGUGUCCUGUGUCCCCGCCUGCAGAGUCCACAUCCCCCCGCACGACCAGGUGGCGCGUGUCGCUCGGUUCGUGACUCACCUGUGCGACUGGGCAUCCCUGGCGACCGUGGCGACACGAGCGCCGGUCGAGGGCCAGCCGUUCUCCAACGUGUUCUCCAUCAGCGACGGCCCCGAACUCCAGAGCUCCGGAGUCCCGUACCUGUACCUCACCCCCAUGGAGAUCUCUGUGCAGGACCUACAGGUGAGUCCGGUCUCAUCCUUGUCCAUGUCUUUGGCUCAGACAGACUUCUGCAGAGACUCGGGCUAUGACCCCCAGAGCCCCCUGUGUGCCCAUGUCAUCCUGUCUGGAUCUGUACUGCAGAUAAAUGGAUCGGAGGCGGACUUUGCUAAAAAGGCUUUGUUCAGUCGACAUCCAGAGAUGAUGGACUGGCCCCAUGACCACGGAUGGUUCUUUGCCAAGUUCAACAUUACCCUGGUCUGGGUGCUGGAUUACUUCGGGGGGGUGAAGACCGUGAGUCCAGAGGAAUAUUUCCAAGCAUCUCCGGAGUACAACAGGAAGUACUGGCCCUCAACAGGAAGUACUGGCCCUCAACAGGAAGUACGGGUCCUCAACAGGAAGUACAGGCCCUAAACUGGAAGUACUGUGGCAUGACAGGAAAUGUAGGCUUCUCAGAGGGACCUCGGCAUUUUAAAAUCCUUUGUCACUUUAUCAAUGAUUUUUACAAUGUAUUUAAAUGUUUUAUCUUCAGUUUUUGUGGGAUUUUCGACAUUUAGCAAAAAAAAACAAUCACAUAGAUGAAUGAAUGUUUAUUUGAAGUGAAAAUGUGACUUCAGUUCAAUUCAGUGCAUUCUGUUGUGAUUUGAAAGAGAGUCAGACCCGCGCCAGACCCCCGCCAGACCCGCGCCUGACCCGCCCUUGAUUCGCCACAGACUCGCCACACACCCGCCAGACCCGCCUCACAUUUUAGAUUGAAGAGUUUAAAAAACAACUAAAACAUAAAAAAACACUUUUUCCCUACUUUUUUUAUUUGUUUGUUAUUUGAAGUGAAAAUGUGACUUCAGUUCAAUUCGAUGUAUUUUUGUUGUGCCCAAAAUCACAGCAGCUGUCGCCCCCUAGAGCUGAACAGGAGAAAUGAUGUAAUCUACAGGAAGUUAUAAAA
Molecule: messenger RNA, 1440 nt
Organism: Periophthalmus magnuspinnatus
Lineage: Eukaryota; Metazoa; Chordata; Actinopteri; Gobiiformes; Gobiidae
Gene: creg1
Product: cellular repressor of E1A-stimulated genes 1
Exons: 5
Coding region: 213-911 (232 amino acids)
Source: RefSeq, a predicted model, not a curated record